AUGGAUAACCACAGGGCGACUGUUGAGUAUCGGACCUUAAAGUCGAAUUUGGUAAAUCUUCCAUCGAACUUGGUGAACUUAUUGUUCACUGCGAAUAUUCAAGUGCAGGAUGUGAUUGUUGAAAUUUGUCCAAAAGACAAUCAGCAGCAGAAGCAGCAGCAGCGUUAUUAUGCGGGGUGGUCGGGAAUGUCUUCAUCGAUAGUGCAAAGCGUUGAGAUUGAUCCUGUAUUUGCUCAGGCCUUGCAGAUUAGGGAUAAGUCGAGCGUGGUGAUCAAUUUAAAAUUGGGAAAUUAUGAAACUUCAAAUAUCAAUUUGGAGCCCUUGACCAGCUCAGAUUGGGAAGUGGUUGAACUAAACGCACAGCUAAUCGAAGAUAAACUCUUGAAUCAAACCAGGUGUGUGGCCAUGAACCAAAUACUCGUGGUAUACCCAAGUUCUACAACGUCAGCGAAAUUGGUUGUCACUGAUAUCGGCACCACCUCGCACAAGUUUGCCAAGAUUUCACCAUAUUGUGAGAUAGCAAUAGCACCCAAAGUGAGGAAGAAGAAGGAAACAGUAACAGAGACAAAGAGUGUUGCCAGUUUGAAAAGUAAUGGGAAAAAAAUGGAGGAUUAUAGUGGCACAGCCUUGCUUUUGAAAAGGGGGGUAUGUCUUCCUCAUAACUUGUAUAGAGAUGCAAACAAACUUGAUACGGGGUUCAAGAUCUUUAUUGACUUGGAUCAGUUGCCCAAAGAUACAUUUGACACUUUUGCAGCAAUUGCAGUAGUACCAGGUCCAAAUGAAUAUAAAAACACGUUGGACAAGGAGGUAGUCGAGGGAGGAGGUGGAAAGGAUGUGAAGGAAAACAGAAGAAUCAUAGCCGAAUUGGUGGAUUACAAAGGAGGGCUGGGUAAUAUUGGGUUGUCUCAGGAUUUGGCAAUAGCUCUAAACAUUCAAGGCCAAAUUGGUAACAUCAUUGCCUUGAGGCCGGCAAUAAAAAGCUUGUCCAAGAGGCCCUCUACAUUUGUAAUUCAUCCUUACACCAUCCACUCAAACAAGAAAAAGGAAAUCAACCAAACCAAAACUUUGAAAUCUGCUCAAAUGUUGAAAGAUGCUCUUUACCCUCAAAUUGCAGAUACGGCCAUUACAAAUUUUGUCAAGAUACGAGCAAUUCCUGGUGUUCUUCCUUAUGGAGGGCUUGUUAAAUUUAGAAGUAACGAUAAUUAUAACGCUUGGAUCAAACCAUAUGAUCUUGAAAAGAAGAAGCCGAUUAGAAUUGAACUUGCCGACGAGUUGUUUCGCCCGCAAUCGUUUGUAAUACAGGAGAUAAACAAUAAACAGGACUACACACUGGAUAAAAGCAUCGAUGAGACGCCUAUCGGAAUUAAUGAAACAAUAGAUGAUAUAGUGGAUUCAUUUUUGGUAUCUGAAAACACAGGGACUUUGGUGUAUGGGAGCUCCGGAAGCGGGAAAAGUUUGUAUCUCAAACAAAUUGGUAAUCGGUUGAAUGAGGAGUAUGGAUACUUUGUCAAGCACAUAUCCUGCGAGUCGCUUAUGAAUGAAAACUACCAAAAUCUUUCCAAGAAUCACGUAUUCAAAUGGCUACAACAAUGUUCUUGGAAUCAACCAUCAUUAUUGGUUUUAGAUAAUAUAGAUAAAAUCAUGAAUGUGGAGACGGAGAAUAUGGAUGCAACAAAAUCAAAUCAGACAACAGAAUACUUUAUAUCGCAAUUGACCAAGUUGCACAAUCAAAAGAAUUCAAAUGUUUCCAUUCUAUGUUCCGCAGUAUCUAAAGAAAGUGUUAAUAAGUUAAUUUUGGGAUCGCAUUUAAUUGAAAACUACAUUCACAUCAAUGCGCCAGACAAGGCUUUACGCUAUAAGAUUUUGGAAGGUAACUUGGUCAAUAACUUGGGAUGCGAAAUAAGUAUGGAUUUGAUGGACUUGGUAAGUGAGACAGAAGGUUAUUUACCAAAUGACUUGAAAAUAUUGUCCCACCGAAUAUAUCAUCAAUGUCUAGCGGAUUCAGAUUCAAUGGAGAAGCAGGAUAAAGAAGAAGAAGAAGAAAAAGAAAAAGAAAAAGAAGAAGAUAGUAAUAAUAGUAAUAGCAAUUAUCAUCAUCAUCAUCAUCACGUUGUACUGGAGGAGCACGUUGACAAGGCAUUGAGCGGUUACACGCCAUCUAGUUUACGCGGAGUUAAAUUACAAAAGUCUGGAACAAGUUGGUCUGAUAUUGGGGGGCUUACUGAUGCCAAGAAAAUAUUAUUAGAGACGUUGGAAUGGCCAACUAAAUAUGCGCCUAUAUUUGCCAAUUGUCCCUUAAGGUUGAGGUCUGGUAUUUUACUUUAUGGUUACCCAGGAUGUGGGAAGACUUUACUAGCGAGUGCAAUAGCAGGACAAUGUGGAUUGAAUUUUAUUUCGAUAAAAGGUCCUGAGAUCUUGAACAAGUACAUUGGUGCUUCAGAACAAAGUGUCAGGGAGCUUUUUGAAAGAGCACAAGCGGCAAAACCAUGCAUUUUGUUUUUUGACGAGUUUGACUCCAUUGCGCCAAAGAGAGGACAUGACUCAACUGGUGUUACUGACCGUGUGGUGAAUCAAAUGUUGACACAAAUGGAUGGUGCAGAAGGUUUGGAUGGUGUGUAUGUAUUAGCUGCAACUUCGAGACCAGAUUUGAUUGAUAGUGCAUUAUUGAGGCCAGGUAGAUUGGACAAGAGCGUAAUAUGUGACAUGCCGAAUUUCGAAGAUAGACUAGACAUUUUGAAGAGUAUAACUACAAAGAUGGAUUUGGAGGAGAAUGUUGAUUUAGACGAGAUUGCCAAAAAAACCGCUGGAUUCAGUGGGGCUGAUAUGCAGGGAUUGGCAUAUAACGCAUACUUGAAAGCUGUACAUGUGAGACUAGAUGCAUUAGAAAAGGAAGAAAACUCUGAACUGGCAAAAGAGGAUGAAUCUUCGGUUGAGUUUUUUAAAGUAGGAAACGAGAAAGAGUCAAAAAUGAAGAGUUCAGAAAGAGUUAAACUUUUGCACCAGAUUCAGCAGUUUCUUAACAAUGAGAAAUCGAAUAGGGCAAAGGAAACCACUAAUGAUUCAGGAAAAAAGAAAGUUGAGCAACCAAAGAUGUUGAUAACGCAGGAGAACUUCAUAGACUCGUUGCGGGAGACCAAGCCAUCCAUUUCUCAGUCUGAGAAAACAAAACUUCGUAGAAUCUACUCACAAUUUGUUGAUGGAAGAGAUGGAAACAUGCCCGAUGGAUCUGCAAGUAAUGAAAUUGGAGGUCGAACCACUUUAAUGUGA
Messenger RNA from Lodderomyces oxycetoniae, 3267 nucleotides. It is a transcript of the gene PEX1, whose product is annotated as AAA family ATPase peroxin 1. Gene Ontology annotation, molecular function: ATP hydrolysis activity; ATP binding. Gene Ontology annotation, cellular component: peroxisome; cytosol; peroxisomal membrane. The transcript has a single exon. NCBI's taxonomy places the organism in Eukaryota, Fungi, Ascomycota, Pichiomycetes, Serinales, Debaryomycetaceae. Gene Ontology annotation, biological process: protein import into peroxisome matrix. Bases 1 to 3267 code for a protein of 1088 amino acids. The record is from RefSeq and is a predicted model, not a curated record.